Messenger RNA from Corythoichthys intestinalis (scribbled pipefish), 7579 nucleotides. Its product is annotated as IgGFc-binding protein-like. The transcript is spliced from 36 exons. NCBI's taxonomy places the organism in Eukaryota, Metazoa, Chordata, Actinopteri, Syngnathiformes, Syngnathidae. Gene Ontology annotation, molecular function: protein binding. The record is from RefSeq and is a predicted model, not a curated record. Bases 19 to 7338 code for a protein of 2439 amino acids.
ACAUGGCCACUUUCAGCCAUGGAAAUGAAUUUUCUCUUUUGUUUGGCUGUGGCUACACUGAUGUCAGUAUGUCACGGUUGUUCGACAGGAAAGGAGUUCAUCACGACAUUUCUUCCUAACUACAAGAACGGUGGCUUCUGGCAGAGACUCUUCUCUGGAAAUGAUCAUAACCUUCAACUGGUUCUCACAGCUAUGGGCUCUUCCGCCAAUGUUCAUAUUCAGGUGGCUUCUGUGGACUUCUCCAUGAAGCUGACCCUCUCUGCUGGUGAAAGCCGCUGGGUUAGUCUGCCUGUCGGAGCAGAAUUGCAGAAGCACUUUAUUACUGAAAAGUCAGCAGUUCGUAUUUCAUCGAGUGCAGAAAUCUCAGUGGUUUCUUUCAACCGACGCCAAAGGACAGGAGACGGAACCGUGGUGCCUCCAAUAGCAGCACUCGGUACAGAAUAUGUAGUGUUCACACCACAGGGAGGUGCAAGUUGUAUGGACAAGCUCGUGGCUAUUGUUAAUGGCAACAGCUUGAAUCACAUCACCAUUUUACCUAGUAGUAAAGUGUUGCUACGAGGUCAGGGAAGUUGGGAAAGUGGGAAGCCAGUGACCUUUACCCUUGCACCUUAUGCAUCCUAUCUCGUGCGUAGUCGCAAGUCUUGGACGGGCCUCAUUCAAUCCAAAUUGCCUGUGGCUGUUCUAGCGGGUCACCAGUGUCUAGCCAUGGGUUCGGGAUGUGAACAUAUCUAUGAACAGCUUCCUCCUGUGACCAAUCUGGGUAAGAGCUACAUGGUGCCCAGGACGGGAAGCUCCAGGGCCACAAACUGGGCCGUGAUUGUAGCGGCUGAAGACAACACUGAGUUGACACUGCACAAGGGUCAUCGUUCACCAAACAAACAGAUACUGAAGACAGCUGGAUUUGUCAUCCGCCAGAAACUAAUCAACAAACAUCCUCUGGUUGUCAAAAGCAACAAGAAAGUUAUGGUGCUCCUCCUUAGCAACAAUAAACCACAUGACCCAUUUUUGAUGACAGUGACCCCCACCUGCAAGCUAUCCACUGAUUGGGCUGUUGAGACAGUGGAUGGGCUCGCCAGCACUGUGGCCAUUUUGUCAGAGAAGGAGGGCUCGUCCAGUGUCAAAGUGUGUCUGAAAGGACGGUGCUUGUCCCCUCAUUGGAAUAGCUUUAAUUCAGAUAAACAGUGGGUGUGGUCUAAUGUUGCGGUGGGCACAAAGCAGAGUCAUGUGACAGUGGAAGGUGACGCACGUAUGGCUGUCUACGUCUAUGGAGGCCAAAAUCGGCAUGGUUAUGGAACUGCUGGCAUUUGCUCUGCAGGGACCUCUUACCCUCCACCACCGAAAGAUCCCUGUGAUGAUGUCAAAUGCCGAGAAAAGGAACACUGUGUGGCCGGAAGAUGUGUGCACACGUCCACUGCAACGUGUCAUGCUCUCGGUGACCCCCACUACUUGACAUUUGAUGGGCGACGUUAUGAUUUCCAGGGUUCCUGCACUUACAUUAUGGCAACAGUUGCCAAGAAGGUGCCUGGCCUUUUGCCUUUCACUGUGACCACCAAAAAUGACCACCGAGGUAACCGUCGGGUCUCCUUUGUGAGGACAGUAACCAUCACAGUCCACAAGCAGACUAUUAUCAUUGACAGACACAGAAACAAAGUUCAGGUAAAUGGUGAACUUCAGUACUUACCAGUAAACUUAUUAGACGGGCAGAUCACUGUGAGGCGCAGUGGGAUCUAUGCUGUCCUCACAACUGACUUCGGUCUGACUGUGAAGUAUGACUGGAACAUGAGGCUUUACAUCACAGUACCAUCCUCAUAUUAUAAACAUGUAGGAGGUCUCUGUGGAAACUACAAUGGAGACAAAACAGAUGAUCUGCCUGAGCCAAGAGGGUCUUCCCUUUCGGCUGUAUUGACGAUGAUCCAGCAGUGGAAAAUAAAAGAUCCAGAUCUGUUCUGUCAUGAUAAUUGUGGUGGACGCUGUCCCACAUGUUCACCAGACAAGCAAGCCCACUUCCGCCGCCCCAAACAAUGUGGGAUAAUAACACAGGCAGAUGGACCAUUUUCAUUCUGCCACAAAGUGGUCAACCCCUCUUUUUAUCUUGACAACUGUGUCUAUGAUGUCUGUAUCAAUAAGGGUGCAAGACAGCUUCUCUGUGAUAACCUGAAGAGCUACAGUGAUGCUUGUCUAUCAGAGAGAGUGAAGGUCAAUCCCGAGUGGAGAAUGGUCACUAAAUGCCCUCUUCCAUGUCCUGCAGGGAGCCAUUAUGAGGCAUGCGGUUCAGCAUGCCCUGCUUCUUGUGGAACCACAGACAGUGAAAAGCAGUGUGCUGCGCCCUGUGUGGAGGGGUGCCAGUGUGAUGCAGGACUCGUGCUCAGUGGAGACAGGUGUAUUCCUCAGUCUCGCUGUGGAUGCCAGCACCAGGGCAAAUAUUAUCCAGCAGACGUCACUUUCUGGGCAGAUAACACUUGUACUACCAAGUGUCAAUGCCAAAAUGGCAAAGCCAAGUGCAAAUCGGUUACCUGCAAGAAGAAUGAGCACUGUGCCUUGAAAGGGGGCAUAAGAGAUUGCUACCCAGUUUCUUAUGCCACAUGCCAGGCUUCCGGAGACCCCCACUACAGAAGCUUUGACAAUCGCCGGUUUGAUUUCCAGGGCACUUGUACUUAUGUUUUGGCUCAACACAAAGAGGACUCAAAACAUUGCCUGGUACCUUUCAAGGUUCUCGUCCAAAAUGAGAACAGAGGACGUAAUAAGCGAGUGUCGUAUACCAAGUCUGUUUCCCUUACGGUACUUGGCUAUACAGUCAGCAUGAGUCGUGCCAACAAGGGGGAAAUACUGGUCAACAGCCGGUCCAUCAAUUUACCAUACACCACAGAGGAUGGCAAGCUUUCUAUCUUCCGUCAAGGUUACUUUGGCAUUGUGAAAACAAACUUUGGUUUGACUCUCAAAUUCAACUGGAAUAGCCAUGUUAGCUUGACCCUUCCCAGUUCGUACUCCUCUACCACAUCUGGAUUAUGUGGAAAUUACAAUGGGAACCCUGGUGAUGAUUUGCUGCAACCUGAUGGCACGCAGGCUAAACAUAUUAAUGAAUUCGGCCAUAGCUGGAAAGCUGGGGGAGACCUCGGCUGCACUAGUGACUGUCCUGGUAAUAAAUGUCCUGAGUGUGAGCCUGCACUGCUACUACGUUACCAGCAGAGGCAAUACUGUGGUAUAAUCUCUGACAAAUCUGGUCCUUUCAGCGAGUGUCACAAGAAACUUGAUCACUCUGGCUUCCUCAAAGACUGCUUGUUUGAUUUGUGCAUGUACAAAGGCCACGCCUCAGCCCUAUGCAGCAGUGUUUCAACUUUCAGUACUUCUUGCCAGGAAGCAGGAGCCACUGUGGAGACUUGGAGAAGGGAGGACUUUUGCCCUCCAACCUGUGGUCAAAACAGUCACUAUGAAGUAUGUGCCCCGACUUGCCAGUUUACUUGCAGUGGUCUAACACCCCCUGAAGGAUGUGAUGAGAGCGCCCCCUGCACUGAGGGUUGUGUGUGUGACGAUGGAUUCAUGCUCAGCCAUGACAAGUGUGUUCCUCUAACAGAGUGUGGCUGUCAGUAUGAAGGACAGUAUUAUAAACACGGGGAGGUUUUUUAUCUCGGAGAGUCGUGUAACACUCAGUGUGUUUGUGGAGACAACAGACAAGUGGAAUGUAAUCCUGAAUUCCGUUGUUCGCAUCAUGAGAAGUGUGUUGUGACAGACGGCGUGGCCUCUUGUUCUCCCAAAAGUGUGGCUUCUUGUUCCGUUCACGGAGUCAGAUCGGUCCACUCUUUUGAUGGGAAGGCAUAUCCUCUGUUGGGAAAUUGCUUGUUCAUCUUGUCAGAGGUGGGAGAAGGCGAACAUGUGGCAUCUUAUUCUGUGUUGGUUGAGCAGAACAGAAAAGAUGGCUAUGUCACUCGUAGUGUGGAGAUGCAAGUGUACAAUGUGGAGAUCACUAUGGAGACGGGGAUUGUUUGGGAGAUCGAGGUUGAUGGAAUCAGAGUCUCACUACCUGCAUCACUGGCAGAUGGACAGAUUCAAGCAUAUCAGAAUGGCAUCAACAUCAUCAUUGAAACUGACUUUGGUCUAAAGCUAACCUAUGACACCAAAGCUGGCAUCAGAUUGCAAAUCCCAUCCACCUAUAAAGGCUUACCUUUCGGUCUCUGUGGCAACUACAAUUGCAAGUUGUCGGAUGACCCAGCAUCAGAGGGAGGAAAGCUGGCAAAUCUCUCAGCUCUGGUAGUAGAAAAGGAUGAUGUCACCUGUGAGACGGGCUGUGGAAGUUCUUCCUGUCCUGACCCCGAUGGGCAAACGACCCCCGAAGGCGAAAAGGCUUGUGAUGUCAUCAGAGAUGAGCACGGGCCGUUUGCAGGAUGCCACGUAACAGUGUCGCCAGUACCCAAUUUUGAUGCCUGUGUCAGGGAAAUGUCCUCAGAAGAAAAAGACCAGGAGGUUCUGUGUCGUCACAUUCAAAAUUAUGUCCUCGCCUGCCAACUAGCUGGCAUCCAGAUUAGCAAAUGGAGGAGUGACGCCUUCUGUCCUCUGACAUGCCCAUCAGGAAGCCAUUACGAGCUGUGCUCUUCCUCCUGUUCGUCCACCUGUGCCUCUCUGGAGAGGUCAGAUCCUUGCCCAAUGUGCCAAGAGGGCUGCCAGUGUGACGAUGGACUGGUGUCAGAUGGUGACCGUUGUGUGCCUGUGGAGAAAUGUGGCUGCGUAGUGGAUGGAUAUUAUUAUAAGUCAGGUACAUCUGUGUUCAAGGAAGACUGUUCUGAGCUCUGCGAGUGCCACUCUGGGCAGUUUAUCUGUAAGCCCACAAAUUGCAAGGCAGGGGAAGAAUGCACUACCAAGAAUGGAAUAAUGGGCUGUGUCUCCACAGACCCAUGUGCUGAUUUUAAGUGCAGGGCAAAAGAGCAUUGCGAAGUAUCAGAAGGUGAAGGAGUGUGCGUGCCUGAUACCAAUGUUCUCUGCUGGGCUUUUGGCGACCCACACUACACUACGUUUGAUGGCUGGAGUUACUCUUUCCAAGGAACCUGCACUUAUGUUCUUGUUAAUACCACAGGUGAGGAUUCCUCCUUGCCAGAGGUAACUGUAACAACCAAAAAUGAGCUCCGUGGGAACUCUGAAGGCUCUUUUGUGCGUUCAGCCACUGUGGAAAUGCUGGGCCAUACCAUCUUCAUUCCAAGAGAUAAAAGAGGCUUUGUAUUGGUGGAUGGCAUCAAGACUGGUCUUCCGGUCUUCCUAGAAGGAGAGAGCAUUUCAAUCACAGAGUCUGGAGUAAGAGGAAUCCUCCAGAGCGAUAUCGGAGUCACUGUCACCUUUGAUUGGGCUACACUGGUCAUGGUUUCCCUUAGCAGCAGCUAUUAUGGCAAUGUGGUAGGGCUCUGUGGCAACUACAACGGCAAGAAGGGUGAUGAGAUGACGACUCCUGGAGGCAAGACUGCGGUCAAUGUAACAGAGUGGGCAGGAACGUGGAGCGUUCCUGAUGGAGACUUAUUCUGUUACCAUUACUGCGAUGGGUUGUGCCCUCAAUGUUCGGAAGAGGACCGCACACGAUACGCUGGUCCGGAAUACUGUGGGAUCCUGAGCAAUAAAAUGGGACCGUUCUCUAAAUGCCAUGGUAGUGUCCCAGUCAAGGUGGCUGAGUCAGACUGCUUGUACGAUGUCUGUGUCAAUGCAGGACGACGCGAAGUAUUGUGCGAGUCCUUGAGCGAUUACCUUGCUGAGUGCCAGGAAGCUGGUGCCCUUGUUCUACCAUGGAGACAACAGGCCAAUUGCACUAUGGAAUGUCCAGCCAACAGCCAUUAUGAGGUGUGUGGGCCAGCCUGUACAGCCAGCUGUGGUGGUCUGCCUGAUGUGUGCCACAAAGCGUGCGCAGAGGGCUGUUUCUGUGACCAGGGAUAUGUCCUCAGCCGAAAUGGGUGUGUUGAAAAGGAGAAGGGCUGUGGCUGUAACCAUGAUGGCCAUUAUUAUCUACCGGAUGAGGUGUUCUGGGCUGACUCCAAGUGUAAAGAACAAUGUGUGUGUGAUGCUGCGACACAAACAGUACAUUGUAAGCCGAAGGGGUGUCGAACCGGAGAACAGUGCAAAGUUGUAGAAGGAGUCCAAGACUGUUAUCCAAUCAGCUUUAAGACUUGCUCUGCCCGGGGAGAUCCUCACUUCUACACGUUUGAUGGAUUAAAGUUCGAUUUCCAAGGCAACUGUGUCUACCGACUGGCCAAAGUGUGUAAAAACGCUGAAGGUCUUCAACACUUUGAGAUAAACCUGGAAAAUAACAACCGUGGGAACAAAAGAGUUUCCUAUGCCAAGGUGGUAACUGUAAAAGUCUUUGGAAACACAUACACAUUCUCAGUGGACUACCCACAUAAAGUACUGGUGGACAAUAUGAAAAAUACUCUACCAUUCACAUCCGAGGAAUCGCUGGUUAAGGUUUAUCGCAGGUACAGACUGGCUGUCCUCGAAACUACCUUUUUAAAGGUUUCGUUUGACUUUGUGAGUGCAGUCACAGUGGAAUUGGCGACUAGUUAUCAAGGUACCGUGUGUGGUCUUUGUGGAAACUUCAAUGGCAAUCCUGCCGAUGACUUGACGCUGCCCAAUGGGACACCAGCUUCUAAUGCCAAUGAGUUUGGAUUGAACCAAUGGGUGGCUGACCGGCCAGGUUGCUCCAAAGACUGUAAGGACUGUGCCCAGCCCCUCCCCCCUGGCAUAAAACCUCCAAGCUUUACGUCAAUCUGUGACAUCAUAACGGAAAAAGACGGGCCUCUGGCUGACUGUAUAGAUCGAGUGGAUUCCAAGCAAUACCGUGAAGACUGUAUCUAUGACAUGAUACUUACUAAUGGCAAACAGGAAGCCGCCUGUGACAUCAUCAGUGCCUACGUCGAAGAGUGUCAGGUGAAGGGAGGCUGUGUGAGGUCAUGGAGAAACAGGCAACGCUGCUGGAUGCAUUGUCCAGCCUACAGUAUGUACAGCAUCACAGCUCCUGGUUGCCCACUCAGCUGCAGUUCUCUAUCGGUGCCUGUAGAGUGUAAAAAUCCACCCAGUGAGGGUUGUGUCUGUAACCCUGGAUACUUUUUGAACCAGGAUCGUUGCGUGCCGCUGAACGAAUGUGGGUGCCUCUUGGGAGGUCGCUACAUCGAGUCAGGAGAUGCAUACUACCCUGACUGCCAUCAGCAAUGCGGAUGUCAUGAGGGAAUGGUGUACUGUAAGCGAGUGCUAUGUAAAAAACCUCAUAAAUGUGGAGUUAUAAAUGGGUCCUUGGGCUGCUAUGAGAUGAAAAAGUUGUCUGUCAGUCAUCCAGUGGGCCCCAUACCAAACUUCUUCAAAGACCAACAGUAAGGCCACUUUCUGCUGGGUGAAUUAAGAGCUUUCAAUCGUAAUUAUACUCCUUACUUGUAAAAUCUCAGCUAUGUGAAUAAUUAAUCUAGGGAAUUUGUUUCUUAUUAGCUAUUGCAUCAUAGCCCCAAGUGACUAAUCCUGUUUUUUCCAGUUUUAUAAGGAAAUAUACUGUAAUGUGAAAACUAGUCAAUUCAGGUUGCUUUUGUUGAUCCAGCCAGUCUCAUUACUAAUAAAUUAUUUC